Rhododendron vialii is the source of this 1278-nucleotide messenger RNA. RefSeq names its product cytochrome b-c1 complex subunit Rieske-4, mitochondrial-like. Gene Ontology annotation, biological process: mitochondrial electron transport, ubiquinol to cytochrome c. Gene Ontology annotation, molecular function: 2 iron, 2 sulfur cluster binding; quinol-cytochrome-c reductase activity. NCBI's taxonomy places the organism in Eukaryota, Viridiplantae, Streptophyta, Magnoliopsida, Ericales, Ericaceae. The record is from RefSeq and is a predicted model, not a curated record. Gene Ontology annotation, cellular component: membrane. The transcript is spliced from 2 exons. Bases 222 to 1061 code for a protein of 279 amino acids.
CGCAUUUUUUCUUUACGUGAUUCUCUGUAAAUUGUCUCUCCAGAUAGCAGAGCUCAAAUUUGCAAAUAGUCGGACGCUCGAAUCGUCCACUUUCGUUUUUCCUUUAUUAUUUUCUCUUUCUCGAUCCCUGUCCAUCAUCUUCUCCCUCCCCUAGAAGCAAACCCAACCCCGCUGAAACCCUAAUAAACCAAAUCGCCUUCGGCAACAAAGAGAAAGAGAAGAUGUUGAGAGUUGCAGGGAGGAGGCUAUCUUCUUCUAUUCCAUGGAGAUCUUCUCCCGCUUCAUCAUCUUCGGCCUUCAUCGCCGGGAACCCGCUCAACGGUCGCGAUUCAUCCUCCGAUGGAAAUGGCCCCCAAUCCAUCUCCUCACCUGACUACACAUUUUCACUCGCCUCCGAAUUCCUCCAUCCAAUUAGAGGAUUUGCUUCUGAAUCUCUGGCUCCCACACAUGACAUUGGUAUGAUCUCAGACCUCCCAGCUACUGUGGCAGCUGUCAAGAAUCCUACCUCGAAAAUAGUUUAUGAUGAGCACAAUCAUGAGCGUUAUUCACCAGGGGACCCAAGCAAACGUGCAUUUGCAUACUUUGUGCUGACUGGUGGCAGGUUUGUGUAUGCUUCCUUGAUCCGUCUUCUGGUACUCAAGUUUGUCUUGAGCAUGUCUGCCAGUAAGGAUGUUCUUGCCCUUGCCUCCCUUGAGGUAGACCUCUCCAGCAUUGAACCUGGAUCCACUGUUACGGUCAAGUGGCGUGGUAAGCCAGUUUUCAUCAGGCGCCGAACUGAGGACGACAUCAAGUUGGCUAACAGUGUUGAUGUUGCCUCACUCCGAGACCCACAGGACGACUCUUCCAGAGUUAAGAACCCAGAAUGGCUUGUGGUAGUUGGGGUGUGCACCCAUUUGGGGUGCAUCCCCUUACCAAAUGCUGGUGACUUUGGUGGAUGGUUUUGCCCAUGCCAUGGAUCGCAUUAUGACAUAUCUGGCAGGAUCCGCAAGGGACCAGCACCUUACAAUCUGGAGGUACCUACUUACAGCUUCUUGGAGGAAAACAAGUUGAUGAUUGGGUGAGAGUUUGUGAUGGAGUUUACUUAGGGCAGUGCUGCAACAGUGGGCAUCUGUUAUGUUAAAUUUUGGUUUUUCCUCUAAAUAUGUGUGAAAUCAGUAUUCACCAGAAAGGUUAUGGUCUGUUUCCGACCCUUUGGUAAUCUUUUGUAUUGGAUCUUGUAUAUUGCCAGCUCUAGACAGGACUACUAUGAAUAAUUCAACUGGCUUGUUUGGUUUGGCA